Colletotrichum phormii is the source of this 525-nucleotide messenger RNA. RefSeq lists its product as uncharacterized. The coding region runs from base 149 to 412 and encodes 87 amino acids. Lineage: Eukaryota; Fungi; Ascomycota; Sordariomycetes; Glomerellales; Glomerellaceae. The record is from RefSeq and is a predicted model, not a curated record. The transcript has a single exon.
CCAUGUCUACUUUGGAGCCAAGUUUCGCAGCAACUUUUUCUCUCAAGAUUCCCAUCAAACGGCAAGUCAAUUUCUAUUAGGGGUCUCUUGGUUUCGCUAGGGUGAUUAAUCAACAAAGGCCGCGGUAGACUCCGAAAGUGCAAACACAAUGGAAAGCUUCUGGCCUAGUCAACAUUUCGACAUCCUCCCCGCUGCCCCCCCGGCCAGGCUAAAGUGCCAUCCCCCAGACGCCGCUUCAUUCCCCAGCCUCCCGCCGUCCAAUCACAGCUCCGCCGAAUAUCAGCACAAACCCGGAAGGUCGCCCACGCUCCACAAGAGCCGAGGCUCGCGGCACCAUUUCCAAACAUGGCUGGACGCAGUCCAUUCCCCCCAGACCGAUGUCAUCCGAAAGACGCACUGCCUCCUCAACUAAAGUGGCCAGACCGCCGCUGCGACCUGCUCAGACUCUCUCUUAUCCUCGUGAAUCCGCACUCUGACGAGCGAACUCCAACUCCCCUUCCUACCUCGACGGACAUCCAUACCACG